Sander lucioperca (pikeperch) is the source of this 2699-nucleotide messenger RNA. Its product is annotated as carbamoyl-phosphate synthase [ammonia], mitochondrial-like. Gene Ontology annotation, biological process: L-glutamine metabolic process. The record is from RefSeq and is a predicted model, not a curated record. Gene Ontology annotation, molecular function: metal ion binding; protein dimerization activity; ATP binding. The transcript is spliced from 20 exons. Gene Ontology annotation, cellular component: cytoplasm. Bases 1 to 2307 code for a protein of 768 amino acids. NCBI's taxonomy places the organism in Eukaryota, Metazoa, Chordata, Actinopteri, Perciformes, Percidae.
AUGCGUGGAGAGUACUGCUGUAAAGACAUAAGGCCAUUUCAUUCCAUUGAAGGAGGGGGUUUCAUUAAGUUGGCCCAGGAGCAUAUUAACGUCGGAGCUACAUAUGGUUCAGUGGCAGCGCAGGACGUACUGCCUGACCCCACCACUGUGUCAAAACGGAGCUGUGAGCUGGCAACAGAGAAACGCACAAAGCUGGUUGAGCAGCUAAAUGACAUUCUGACUGAGGCCGCCACUGAAGGAGAAGGACCUGCGCCCAAGAAGGCUGCAGUUGACUUUGAGGAGUGGGAAAAUGUACCUGUGGCAGAUGCCGCCGCCGCAGACGAAGUCGAGAAGUACUCGACUCGAAAUCAUGCAAUGCAGGACGACAGAGAUGUUUUGGGCUGGUGGAGAGAUCAGCAUCUCAACUACCCGAAGCUUAGUGUCCUUGCCCGCGGCAUCCUUGCCAUUCCAGCCAGCAGCAGUAGCAAUGACAUAGUGUGUGGCACAGUACCUAAGGGGCUGCUGCUGAAGGCCAAGCAGGAUGGCUUCUCAGACCGGCAGGUUGGUCAGAUACUGGGCUCCAGUGAGCGAGCAGCCAGAGAGCUGAGGCUCACUCAUGGCAUCAAACCCUGGGUCAAACAGAUUGACACCUUGGCAGCAGAGUAUCCAGCCAUGACCAACUACCUGUAUUGUACCUAUCAUGGCCAGGAGAAUGAUCUGGACUUUAAAGACCAGGGAAUUAUGGUUCUUGGUUGUGGGCCCUACCACAUUGGGAGCAGUGUUGAGUUUGACUGGUGUGCGGUGUCCAGCAUCAGAGCUUUGAGACAGAUGGGCAAGAAGACCGUGGUGGUCAACCACAACCCUGAGACGGUCAGCACUGACUUUGACGAGUGUGACCGCCUUUACUUUGAGGAGUUGACCCUGGAGCGCAUCUUGGACAUCACCCAACAGGAGGGUUGCUCUGGCAGCAUUGUGUCAGUCGGAGGCCAGAUCCCCAACAACCUGGCUGUCCCGUUGCACCUCAAUGGGGUGAAGAUUCUGGGGACGAGCCCCCUGCAGAUCGACCGUGCUGAGGAACGCUCCAUCUUCUCCAGUAUACUAGAUGACCUCAAGGUGGCCCAAGCCCCAUGGAGGGCCCUCAGCUCCCUGGAAGACGCCUUUGCCUUCGCCAACCAAGUGGGCUAUCCCUGUCUGCUGCGCCCCUCCUAUGUUCUCAGCGGCUCUGCGAUGAACGUUGUGUACGGAGAAGAGGAGAUGAAACGCUUCUUGGGGGAGGCAACUCAGGUGUCCCAGGAGCAUCCAGUGGUCAUCACCAAGUUCAUUAGCGGUGCCAGGGAGGUAGAGGUGGAUGCUGUGGCAAAAGGUGGCAAGGUGCUGGUCCAUGCCAUAACGGAGCAUGUGGAAGAUGCAGGGGUACACUCAGGAGAUGCCACUCUAAUGCUACCAACCCAAACUAUUAGCCAGGGGGCACUAGAAAAGGUUAAGAUUUCCACCCGGAAAAUUGCGCAAGCAUUUGAAAUUUCGGGGCCCUUUAACACUCAAUUUCUGGUUAAAGGCAAUGAUGUUAUGGUGAUAGAGUGUAAUCUGCGGGCAUCACGCUCCUUCCCUUUUGUAUCAAAAACAAUCGGUGUGGACUUUAUCAAUGUGGCAACAAAAGUAAUGGUGGGAGAGCCUUUGGAUGAGGCCAGCCUGCCCUCGCUGGAGAGCCCCAUCAUCCCUAUAGACUACGUAGGCAUCAAGGCACCCAUGUUCUCCUGGCCACGGCUGAGGGAUGCAGACCCUGUGCUUCGCUGUGAGAUGGCCUCCACUGGAGAAGUAGCUUGUUUUGGACCAAACAUUUAUUCAGCCUUCCUGAAGGCUAUGCUCUCCACAGGCUUUAAGCUACCGCAGAAGGGCAUCUUGAUUGGGAUUCAGCAUUCGUUCCGACCCAAUUUCCUGGCUACAGCCCAUCAGCUGAAAGAGGAAGGAUUCAAGCUCUAUGCUACUGAAGCCACUUCUGCCUGGCUGUGGGCCAAUGAUGUGCCUGCCACUCCAGUUGCCUGGCCUUCUGAUAAGAGAGGAGACAGCAGUUUGCCCAGUAUUAAGAGACUCAUCAGCGAGGGUCAUAUUGACCUGGUGGUCAACCUGCCCAAUAACAACACUCGCCAGCUGAAGGAUAACUUCCUCAUCCGUAGAAUGGCUGUGGACCACGGUGUUCCCCUCAUCACUAAUCAUCAGGUGGUGAAGCUGUUUGCAGAGGCUAUUCACCAUGCAGGUGACCUUGACACUACCAGCCUCUUCCACUACCGGCAGAAAGAAAGGCAACGAGUGGCUGACCAGCAGGGCUAAUGGAAGCUUCCCUCCAUUUCCUUUGGUUUCCUUUGUAAAACAGCAGCAUUAAUUGGGAGGAAAUGUUCAUAAUACGGUUUUCAAAAAUUCCUUCUUUUUAACCAUCCCAUGGGGUCAAGAGUUAUUUUAGUGCUAGGAAUUUCAAUCUGUCAGGAGUUUUCUAAACCAAAACACAAUAAUUAAACAAUGUUGAUGCAACCUAACAAUUUGGUACCACUGUUUAAUAAGGGGUUUAUAAGUUGUAACUAAUGGUUCUCUGGUAAAAUCUCUGGUUGGUGUUUAUCCUCCAGCAUGCUUGUAAAUGUUAAUAAUUAAGAAAGGGUUCUUACGGUAAUUCAAGUCUGGCAUUGUAAAUAUUAGUAAGCUCUGAAGAAAAUGGAUUGUGGACCAGA